AUGCCCCAGGGUUUGCUGACAUUCAGUGAUGUGACUGUUUACUUCACGAAAGACGAGUGGGAAUGCCUGGACUGUGCUCAGAGGGCUUUGUACAUUGAUGUGAUAUUGGAGAAUUACAGCAACCUGCUCUCUGUGGAGAACUAUUACAAGUGUGAUCCUGUCCAUCAGCAUGUGAAGACUGAAAAGGAGUCUUGUCAGUGUAAUGAGCCUGGAAAAGUGCUUCAUGACCCCUCCACAUGUGCACUUUAUAGAACAAGUGAAACUACAGAAAACUCCAAUAACUACACAUGCAGUAAUCACAGGGAUGCCUCUGUUGACUCAUCAAACCCAGAGAGACAUGAAAGCCUGCACAGUGGAGAAGAACCUUGCCGAUCUAUAGACUGUGAGAAAUCUUUAAAUUUGUGUUCCAACAUUACUAAAGAUCAGAGAGUCUACACUGCAAAGAAAGAGCACAGGCAGGGAGAAUGUGAUGACUGUUUCACCUUUGUAUACAGUCUUUUGCAACAACCAAUCUACACUGGACAGAAACAACACCAGUCUGAGAAAUGCUUCAGUAGUGCCUCAAGCAAAAUACAUACAGGCAAGAAACCGUACAAGUGCAACAUUUGUGAUAAAUCCUUUACCCAAUGCUCAAAUCUUAAAGCACAUCAAAGAAUUCACACUGGAGAGAAGCCUUACAAAUGUGAGGGCCCACUGAUCACCCAGACCUGCUCACCUGUGCAGCAGAACAGAGGGGCCUGGAAGAUGGAGAGGAAGGAGACAGAAGCUAAGGAUGCCGGGCGGCAAGCAGUCUAUUCAUCAAGACACCUAGUGUUCCUGAAAGAGAAAUUCAAAGAAGAGAAACAAGAAAUGGCUGAUUCUCCAGAACAUGUGUCCCAGGGUGUGUUGACAUUCUUUGAUGUAGCUGUGAACUUCUCCCGGGAGGAGUGGCAAUGCCUGGACUCUGCUCAGAGGGCUUUGUGCAUUGAUGUGAUGUUGGAGAAUUACAGCAACCUGGCCUAUGUGGAGAACUAUUACAAGUGUGAUCCUGUCCAUCGCCAUGUGAAGACUGAAAAGGAGUCUUGUCAGUGUAAUGAGCUUGGGAAAGUGCUUCAUGACCCCUCCACAUGUGCGCUUUAUAGAACAAGUGAAAUUGCAGAAAACUCUGAUAACUACACAUGCAGUAAUCACAGGGAUGCCUCUGCUGACUCAUCAAACCCAGACAGACAUGAAAGCAUGCACACUGGAGAAGAACCUUGCAUAUCUAAAGACUGUGAGAAGUCUCUAAAUUUGUGCUCCGACAUUACUCAAGAUCAGAGAGUCUACACUACAAAGAAAGUACAGAGACAGAGAAAAUAUGAUGACUCCCUCAGCUCUACAUAUGGUUUCAUGCAACAAACAAUCUAUAUAGGAAAAAAACCACACCAGUGUGGGAAAUGUGGGGAAUGCUUCAAGACUACCUCAAACCUCAGUCGACAUCAGAGAAUUCAUACUGGAGCAAGACCUUACAGAUGUAAGGUAUGUGACAAAUCUUUUUAUACGUCUCCAAUGCUUAAACAACAUCAUCGAAUUCAUACUGGAGAGAAGCCCUACAAGUGCAAUGUUUGUGAGAAAUCCUUCAACUGGUGCUUAAGUUUUGUAAGACAUCAGAGAGUUCAUACUGGAGAAAAGCCUUACAAAUGUGCUGUAUGUGACAAAUCCUUUAACGUGAGCUCAAAUCUUAAAGUACAUCAGAAAACACAUACUGGGGAGAAACCAUACAAAUGUAUGGAAUGUGACAAAUCCUUUACCCGGAACGCACAUCUUCAAAGACAUCAGAGAGUUCAUACUGGAGAGAAACCUUACAGAUGUACGGAAUGUGGCAAAUCUUUUUGUAAGUAUUCAUCUGUUAGGGAACAUCAGAAAAUCCAUACUGGAGAGAAAACUUACAAAUGCGAAGCCUGUGGCAUAUCCUUUAGCCAGUAUUCAAAUCUGAGAAAACAUCAACGAGUUCAUCCUAAAGAAAGACCUUACUCAUGUAAGGAAUGUGGCAAAUUUUAUACCAGCACCACAUAUCUGAAAGUACAUCAGAAAAUUCAUACUGGAGAGAAACGUUACAAAUGCAAGAAAUGUGGCAAAUCCUUUAGCCAGUAUGCGAAUCUUAGAGAACAUUACAGUGUUCAUACUCAAGAGACACCUUGAAUAUAUAAGGAAUGUGUCAAAUCUUUUACUAAGUGCUCAACUCUACAAGCACAUCAGAAAAUUCAUGCUGAAGAGAAAAAUACUGUUGUAAAUAAGAUGCCAUGGCAUUUAUCUGGUAUUCUAUGCUGACAAAUCACAAGAGUAUACAUAAUAGAAACAUAAACAUUAGAAACCUGUAACAGCCUUUAAAGAAGCUUUAAACUUUAGAAAUAUAUCACAGAGUUUAUAUUAAAUUAAAAUUCUGUAAGUGUGUGAAAAGCUUUUUUUUAAAUGCCUAGGUACUUUGUAUGUAUGACUGUACAUUAUAUGUCUGCUUUCUGCCUGUGGAGUCCUUCAAAUCUAUUGCAGCUGGAGUUAUAUGCAGCUGUAAGCUGCUAUGUGUGUAUUGGCAAUUGAAACCUAUUUUUUUUUUUGGUAGAGCAGCCAAUGCUCUUAACCACUAAGCC
Molecule: messenger RNA, 2606 nt
Organism: Cricetulus griseus (Chinese hamster)
Lineage: Eukaryota; Metazoa; Chordata; Mammalia; Rodentia; Cricetidae
Source: RefSeq, a predicted model, not a curated record